Molecule: messenger RNA, 896 nt
Organism: Carya illinoinensis
Lineage: Eukaryota; Viridiplantae; Streptophyta; Magnoliopsida; Fagales; Juglandaceae
Exons: 5
Coding region: 108-617 (169 amino acids)
Cellular component (GO): chloroplast thylakoid membrane; chloroplast inner membrane
Source: RefSeq, a predicted model, not a curated record
GGGCAAGAACGAAAAGUCGAUAAUAUCGAAGUGGAAGCGAAUAGCCAAAGUCGAAGUGCGUUUUGUACGGUGGGGAUAGUCUUUGCUGCCUGAGAAAUACAAACGAGAUGGCUACUCUGUCGAGAUCCUUCUCUCCAAUCCAAAAUCCUCAAACCCACCUCUUGUCCGGUCCUUUGAAGCCGCCAACUGACCAAUGUUUUCUGAAAGUUAGCUCCAGUGAUUCAUCUCUAGGUACCACUUCCUGUGGUAAAGUAAAACUUGAGACAAAUAAAAGGUUGUUUACUGUUCGAGCAGGUGGGGAUGUUGGAAGACCAAACACUGCAAGUAUCUUUGUUGGUGGCUUUGUGUUGGGAGGCAUAGUUGUGGGAACAUUAGGCUGCAUAUAUGCACCUCAGAUAAGUAAGGCACUGGCUGGAGCUGACAGAAAAGAUCUGAUGAGGAGGUUACCAAAAUUCAUAUAUGAUGAGGAGAAAGCCUUGGAGAGGACCCGUAAAAUAUUAACUGAGAAGAUUGCACAAUUGAAUUCUGCCAUAGAUGAUGUUUCUGCUCAGCUGCGAGCAGAUGAUGCUCCUAAUGGAACUGCAGUGAAUUCAGAUGAGGUUGAAGCUUCUAUAUAACAAAAUACUAGUCGAAAUUUCCAUAUAAAUGAGUCAUACGAGUUUAUACAAUCCAGUAUGUAUGAAAUCUAAGUCAAGCCCGACCUUACCAUAUAUCAAUAUGGAGUCAAUUUGAUUACAACCUUAGAAUAAAUGUCACUACUAGCUAGCAGCAAUAUUAAAAGCACCUUUGCCAUGGGCCAUUUCAUGGACGUCCUUCGACAGACACAGACUGUAGUGCCACAGCAUGUUUAGUUCACUUGUUAUGGGUCCUCCAAUAUCACUAGCAGUUGUGCAGUA